AUGGGAUUUUUGAGUGGUAUUCUCAGUAACAUCCAAGGCCAUUUAGGGCAGCAUAAAAAUACUUUAGACAUUGCAAUUAACAGUCUUAAGCAAAAUAAACACCUUGGUAAAAACGGUUUUAAUAUUGCGAUUGGAGAGGUGGUUAAAGGGGUGCGGGGGUAUAAUGAGAGAGUGAAGGAGAGUAACGACAAAGUCAGUAAGCCAAUAAAAAAACUACAAGCAGAUCUCAACAAAAAAUUCGAUGAGAAAGCAUCUGCUAUCUUGCCUAAACAGCAUGAAAAUGCUCCGACUGAAAUUGGCCAUGCUGUGUCUAGAGCCGUCUCACUAGUGGACGAAUGUAAGAGUUUUGCCCGAGUGUUUUUCUCCAAUAUGAGGAAAGCAGAAGAAGAUUUUAAAGCCAUUAGUUAUCUAAAUGAUGAAUGUAAGAACAAUGUAAACAACGCACGUGAUAAUAUUUUUCACGAGGCUGAAAUGUUAAAUAGAUGGUCAUCCAAGGGAAAGGAGUGGAAGGAUUUCAAAACCGUAGAGAGUUUAAUUCAAUCGACGCUCACUAGUCUUGGAAACUGCGUUAAUACCGAUAUCACAGAAAAAAUAACGGCGUUCGUCAAUGAGCUGAUGAACAAAAUUUCGGCCAUUUUGAAAGAACUUCAACGCAUUGACAAGCAACUGUGGGAGAGUGUUCUGUCGCUUGAAGAUUGGAUAAAGCGUACGAAAAGUGACAUUACGUUCCUGCAGAAAGAUGUAGCCAAGAUAUUAGAGGAGGUUAAAUGGGGUGAUAGAGGUGAAAAAUCAGCAAAUCGGCAGAAUUUGGAAGCCGCCGCCAUGACGCUGAGAGGCAAGGCAGAGGAGUUGUACCAGGCUGGUAAGGCGGCGAAAGAGAAAGUUCAGGAGACUGCCAGAAAAGCGCUUGCGCAGGUGAAAUCCAUGGACGAGGCGAUUAAAGGGGAUUUGUAUAAGGUGAAGGAUGCUGUUAAUAAGCAGGUGGCGGGGAUUAAGGAUGCGAUUGGGAAGUUGUAUGGAGUAGUUACGACAGGUAAUUCCGAGAGUGGAAGGCGAAAUGAGAGUAUUGCAGAUGUCAUUAAGCAUGUUAAAAUCCAAGCCAUUAGCAUUAAGGGUACCAAUAAUGGCAGAGCAGGAGGUCUUGCGGCCGCUGAAAAAAAAACUGAGGAUUACGUUGGAAUGUAUGGCACACCGGAAUCCUUCGAAAACACAGUGAAAGGUUGGAUGGAUGAUGUUUUGGGGCGGGAGGCAAAAAGCCUUAACGAAAAAGGAUUACUCGAAGAGCAAAUAAAGGGUUACGUAAACACGUACAUCACAGAUAAGAACAACAUCGAUAAAUUACAGGCAAGUAAAGGCAAUGUAAAUGCGAUAGUUAAAGCCAUAAAAGAGAAGGUUAUGUAUACCCUAAAGCAAAGUAAUUUUAUCAAACAAGCCAGUGAAACUGUUAACAACGCAAGCAAAAGCAACAUGAAAGAGAGAAUUGAAGCUGUCAUAAAAGGUAUAAAUAAUUUCGUAACGGCGCUUGGUACAAAACUAGCAAAGGACGCAAUGACAAGCUUUGUAGAUGAAAUACUCACUCUUGUUGAGCAUGAUAUAGUAAACAGUGGCGAGGAAGGUAAAACAUACAAAGACAUAUUACGAGGUACGGUAUCCAUCGUCGUGAUUGCACUAGCAUCCAAAGCCAGUCAGGCCUCUAAAGAGAUUGAGACAUUCGCUCUCGGGCAAUAUCCCAAUCUCGCAGCCACGGUGCAGGGGGCUUACAAUACAGCGAGCGACCUUCACACUAAGCUUGAGACGGCGAUUAGUAAAUCUGGCACCAACUACGCCGCCGCCGUCGACGCCGCGAUUGACGGGGUUACUAGGACGCUUGAGGAGAAGUUGCCGAAAGGGACUGGUAGCACAGCCACGCUCGAGACGGAAACGACGUUCAACCAAUACAAUGAAUUUGUCAUACAAGAAUCGGGUCCCAUUAAAAACGGCACUGACUUAACUGGCACCGAUUCUGAAGGCCACCUCCCCGCGGCGAUCGGUGCGAUAAAGACAGAAGUGGAGAAGGCUUUGGAACAGGUUCAGAAAAUCAAUGAGGAAGCCGAAAAGCAACUACAAGAAGUAAACGAAGAAACACAUCGUUUGUGUAAUUCGGUAAGACGCGCCGGUAGAGAUGUUAAUAGAGGCUUGAACGAUCUAAUUGAUGGGAAAAUCGAAGAACAACUCAGCAAAAUCAAAGAACAAAUCAAGGCUCUGCAUAACACGAUAGAGACCGUUGUUGCAGUGGACACCAAAAAGCUACUAACCUAUGCAGAAAAUGCAGGCAACCAAAUUUUGACACAACUUACUAAACAUGUGAACGACGUAAUUAAGCAAGCUACCGACAAGCUAACAACCACCCUGCGGAAAAACUAUGUCACGUCGGCAAGAGAUGCCCUGACGACCUUCAGCGCUAAAAUUCAUCAUGAGUUGGAAAAGCUACCUGCGGCAAUAGAUCGUGAUUUGACAAUGGGAUUUAAAGGCUUCAUGAAAGCUGUCGAGGGUGAAGUUACGGAAGGUAAAACCACCGGCCAAAAUAUUAAGAAGCUUAGCAGUCUGGCAGCCGACCCCGUUGAUUCGGCGGAGAAAACAGCAUUCGAAAAUCUGUCGAAAGCAUUCAAACACUUCUGGUCACCACUCGCAUCCUAUGUCAACAAAGAGAUAGUCAGACUUAACGAAGAGGAAAACGACAAGAAGCAUCCCGUUGUCAAGGAUGUCUAUGACUAUCACGGACAGCUCAUUGCAAUUUACGACGCAUUUAAUGAAGCGCUUACCCACAUUCAUAGAACACAUAGAUAUGACCACACCCUGCCCGAGCUGCUUGACAACGUUGACGCUGCCCUCAGCAACCUCAAACCUGACGGCUUUGCCAAGCCGAGCAGCCCGGCCAUCGAUGGUCUCAUUGCGGGACUUACUCACUUCAUCGGUGAACUUCGUAGGGUGUACAUCUCAUCAUAUGAUAGUGUAACGUUUGGCGGUGAGCUGGUGAAAAAUUCGCAGAGUGAAAAAACUGAGUUAACCAAGGAAGGCCGAAACGUCGCCAAAGCCUUCCUGACUAUACUGGCGACACUGUUCCACGACCUCGACCGGUUGAGAGGCGAAUGUAGAAGUUUGAGUAAACAGAAAAUCAACCAAUCCACUGACCUCGGAAGAACUAUGAGAGAUCUUGGUUACAGCGUUUCUGUAGAUAAGCAGGACGGUGAAUUGCAGAAUAAGGAGACAGUGCUCGGUGAGAACGUAUAUAAAAGAAUAUUGUGGCCGAUAAAGGAGGCAGAUGGAAAUGAGCAUCUUGAGGGAUGUGAAUCGAGAAAUCACGACAGAAAUGAUAAGUUCCACCUUUUAGACAUUCUUAACUGUAUCUGCAGUCACGUGGAAGAGUACAAUCAGGUCAGCCACUGCGCAACCUUCGCCGCUAAAAGACAGCCAUGUAGUGUGUUUGAAAUGCUUAUAUGGUUUGCUGGACUGCCGUACAACAACGCAUAUGCUGAGUUGAAGUCCGACGGUUUCACUGACCUCCUGGAUAACCCUGCCAAACCGCUCACCGAUGAUGACGACAUCAUCGUAUACGACAUGGAUUCGUUCUUCAUCGAUGCGUGUCCCAGAAAGUUCACAUAUAAGAAUAUCAGGACCGUGCUACACCACAUCUGUACCAAAUCCUACGACAUCCUAUGUGCUAUCGGAGGCCACGGCGACGCAGGCACCAUUUAUGGUAUUGACUUCUGUAACAACUCCUUCGGUCUGAAAUACCCCCAAAGCGGCGCCGAUUGUCUGCAGAUGUUCUUAGAUGUUCUUCGUAGAAUCUUACCGCCGCUUAGGUACUUAUUCAAGCGAUGCGGUGUAAAGGCAGACCAAUUCGGGUGGAGUGACUGCCUAUACGGUAGGGAUAUAGCCACAGGCAAAUCGCAAUGUACCGAGCAUUCUAGCGAUCAACCAAAGUGCCAACCUACGUCUCCGCUAAUGAGCUACUUAAAUGACUGCCUGCCAGGGCAUUUACCACAUCAGGUAAGCGCUAUUGGCUGCAAGGCUGAAUGUAAAACAUGCCCGACCUCUAAGCCAGGAAUGCCGUGCUUGACACCGCUUGGCUUUAGAGGGUUUUCGGGAUCGACGCGUAAAGGUUGGGAUUUGUAUGAAACCCUAAGUUAUUUCUUCGGCACCAAUCUAAUUUCAUCGCUGCUAUGCGUCGUUACGAAACCGCCGUCUACGUUGCCUGAACACUUCGGUUUUGCUUUGUCACUUGUUAAGAAGUGGCAUGAAUCUGGUACGCAUCUGAUUAAGGACGCAUUCCAUUCGUCCACUCUCAGCAGAUCCAUCGGCCUGUAUGAUCAGACUGCCACACUGACGGACGCACUUCGUAAUGCGUAUGGUAGCACUCAGAAUGGUCAUCCAAAUCGUGAAGUCAAACGUGCUGACUUGUCAAGUUUGUCAACGUCGACAGCAAGUGCGGAGCAAACGGCUUACACCGCUCCAUACCUUCAUUCACUAUGCUACGAUGCCUACUACUACGUAGCCAAGAAGCACGUGAAUGCGUACCUAUCGUGGGCUCUAUAUCUGCCAUGGGAUUUCCACAAAUAUCUUGAAAAUUUACAUGACGCAUUGAAAAAUAUUUUCUGCCGUGAUUGGGGAUGCAGCACGUGCCUCCGUGCUGACAAAUGUAAACGAGGCGAACACGGUCUGAUUGAGGGGGCUUGCAAAUGCUCCUCCGUCGUCAGCUGCAAAGGCAUUUUGCCUACGCUGUAUAAAUACGGCUUCGUUUUCGAAGACGCCAAGAGUUUGACCGCAUCAGAAAAAACAUGUUUCGCAUUUAUACAGCAAGUCCAAAACGUCAUUAGGUCAACAUACUUCACGGAGUUGUUCGACAGGUGCGACGACUUCCUCUUCAGCAUCAGGCAGCCGUUUAUAUGGCUUAACGUCGCACUCUGGUCGCUGUCCCUCUUCUACCUCAUCUGCGUCAUGGUUGGCAGACUGGAUGUGCUCCACAUCCGCUCACACCUGAGAUCACCAUCAUCGCACAAGAUAACGGCGCAGUCAUUGUUGGCGGCGGCGCAAGUCGGAAGGCUUGCCAAGAUAUCGUAUCUACAACCGUAA
Babesia bigemina is the source of this 5112-nucleotide messenger RNA. RefSeq lists its product as hypothetical. The record is from RefSeq and is a predicted model, not a curated record. The transcript has a single exon. The coding region runs from base 1 to 5112 and encodes 1703 amino acids. Lineage: Eukaryota; Apicomplexa; Aconoidasida; Piroplasmida; Babesiidae.